GUAGCUAGUUCUUAAUCUGUGGUAUACUACGAUUGUUUGACAGAUGACACAUAUAAACAAAAUUUACUUGAAAAUCUAGGUUAGAUUCCGAAAUUGAUCAACAUUCAACACGCAUAGAAAAUAUAUUAUAAUUAAAUUUAUUUCAUAGUUUUCAGUAGCACAAAUAUGCAUUGUCUUAGAUCAUUAUUUUUAAGGAUUGGUCAACGAGGACAUGUCCUACCUAUACCUGCUUCAGUAAAUUCAGUAAAUCCUGCGAAUAUAAGAAGCAAUUAUAUCAAUUUUUCCCGAUUAUAUGCAUCCCAAGCCGACGAUGAUAUAGAAAAAAUUGUUAGCCAAAUAAGUAAAGGUAACCAAGAAAUUGAAAAAAAACUAAGGGUAUUAAUGUUGGAAGUAGAAGUCAUGCGUCAAGAUGGCAGAACUGCACCUGAUUCUAUGGAUCUUAGAAAUUGGCAGUAUUUGAUGGAAUUGCCAUCAAGAAAUCAGAGAGCAAACUAUCUCACUUAUUUAUGGAAAAAUGAGAAGAGGAAAGAGAAUAUAAAGAUGAAAAAAGAGGCAAGGAGAAAGGAACUUGAGGACAUGGAACCAGAAGAAUCAAAAGAGUUUCCGGAUGAUCUAAUAUAUGGUAUUAAACAUCAAACACUGUUUUUACGUAUCCGUGACCAAUCAAUCAAUCAAUUUGAUAAUUACAGAGCCUUACAAGCUUUAAAGAGUGGUCAGUCCAUUGUUAUUGACUGUUCAUAUGAAACGCAUAUGGUAAAAAGGGAAAUUUUAAAUGCUGCAAAACAACUCACUUAUGUUUUUGGUGAUAAUAGAAUGCACAAAGAGCCCUUUAAUUUACAUUUAUGUAAUGUGGAUAAUAAUGGAGAUUUCAUGGAUCAGUUUAGAAGAAAUGUACCAUCAGUGGAUGAGCCCUGGUUUCCUGAAUUUAGUGUCUUCUAACAAAUAAACAAAAUAUUCUUUAUAUUGUUAGUUUGUAUUCAACCUCAGUUCAUAACAUUUCAGAUAAAUAAUGAACCACUCUCUUUAGCGAAAGCAAAAAGAGAUGGUAUAAAAAUGGCCAAACUACCUUUGGACCGCUAUUUGGAAUGGGCUCCAGGAUCAAAGAAAAAUCUGAAUAUCAAUCAUAUGAUACCAAUUCUUUUGGAUCUUAAGUUGACUGGAGAUUGGGAAUUUGCUUUACGCCACAUACCGAGGAGAAAAUUAAUGGAAACAAAAAUACAAGCCAUGCAAAAGAGAUUUGAAAAAUCUUCUCUUAACAAUAUCAAUAUCAAGAGUUUUAUGAAUCUACGAGUUAGCGAUAGAAAUAUAUUUAAGAGGAAACUUAAAUCCAAGAAAUCCCUGUAUGAUGAUGAUAAUAUGUAAAUAAAAGCAACAUAUA
Zerene cesonia (dogface butterfly) is the source of this 1378-nucleotide messenger RNA. RefSeq names its product mitochondrial ribonuclease P protein 1 homolog (gene rswl). Lineage: Eukaryota; Metazoa; Arthropoda; Insecta; Lepidoptera; Pieridae. The record is from RefSeq and is a predicted model, not a curated record. The transcript has 5 exons. Gene Ontology annotation, cellular component: mitochondrion; nucleus; nucleoplasm. Gene Ontology annotation, molecular function: tRNA binding. Gene Ontology annotation, biological process: positive regulation of mitochondrial translation; mitochondrial tRNA 5'-end processing.